This is a messenger RNA of Babjeviella inositovora NRRL Y-12698, 795 nucleotides long. Its product is annotated as arylformamidase. The transcript has a single exon. Gene Ontology annotation, molecular function: hydrolase activity. The coding region runs from base 1 to 795 and encodes 264 amino acids. Lineage: Eukaryota; Fungi; Ascomycota; Pichiomycetes; Serinales. The record is from RefSeq and is a predicted model, not a curated record.
AUGACUUCCUAUGGCCCUCACCGCCUACAAACAAUUGCAACCCUAGACCUUCCGUCUUCCUCCCCGAUUGUGUUCAUCCACGGCGGCGCCUGGCGCGACCCAAACAACACCAAAGAUGACUGGGAUGCCCUCGCAUCCAUGAUUGAGCCCACUCCUGGCCCUUACAAACACGCUUACUCCCUAGAUUAUCGCUUAUCUCCCGAGGUGAAGCAUCCGCAGCACAUUCUCGACGUGCUAUUUGCCUUGUGUCACCUUAAGAAGGAGGUUGGUGUGGAACACGUCUCUCUAGCGGGGCAUUCGGUUGGUGCCACGCUUAUUUUGCAGAUUCUCUCUUUUACCAAAUUACUCUCGUACUAUCCUGAUACGUUGACGGAUUUAGAGUACCUGUGCCUACCAGUGUCAGUGAAGACCCCAGCACAGGUAGUACUGUUUAUUGAGAAAAAUCUUCCUCGUUUGGACACCUUGUACUUGUUAGACGGGAUCUAUGACAUGGACAAGUUGUAUGAGGAGUACCCGAUUUAUUCUGACUUUAUGGGCCAAGCUUUUAACGGAGACGAGUCCCAGGCUAUACAGUUGAGCUUGGAGAUUGGAAUGGAUGUGCCUCACGGGAGGGUUGUGGUGGCACAUUCUUAUGAGGAUGAACUUCUCAGUCCGCAGCAAACCUUUUUAUUCACGCAGUACUUGACAUUGCAGAAAAUUGAGUUUACGUUUGUGAUGGGCUCUUUUGGCAAGCACAAUGAGGUAUACGAGUGUAAACAGGUGGCUGAGUUGAUCCUGAAAGAGGCAAAGGUGUGA